This is a messenger RNA of Spirodela intermedia, 522 nucleotides long. The record is from the annotation of a GenBank genome assembly. NCBI's taxonomy places the organism in Eukaryota, Viridiplantae, Streptophyta, Magnoliopsida, Alismatales, Araceae.
AUGGAGUGGAGCGGUACUGCCGAGUUCAGCCCGCAAAGGUCCCGCCGGUUCCGAUCGGCGGUGCUGGACAUCGGAAGGUGGUGCAACUGGAGCACCCGCCGCGGCUGUCGCCGCCGCAAGGAGGAUGAGGGAGGGGAAGCGGAGUUCUUUGCGCCGCCGGGUCGCCGCCGCCGCGAGGAAGGGGAAGGUGGGGAGGAGGAGUUCUUUGCGCCGCCGAGCCGCCGCCGCGUCAGGAGGAGGGCCACCGCGUGGAGGGUGCUGUCGCGAAGGUUGCUGACGGAGAAGCGGAGGAUGUUCAGUUCCGGCGUGGGGAAGGUGCGCAUGGCAUACGAUCCUCGCAGCUACGCACAGAACUUCGAGGAACCGGGGGCGGCGAUGGCGUGGGUUGACGAGGAGGAGGAGCGCUGCAGAUCGUUCUCCGCCCGCUUCGCCGUCCCUUCGAGGGUCUUCUCCGGCGCCGGUGGAUCAACAGACGACCCAGCGGAGGAAGACGGCGAGAAGAAUCUCCCUGCUGUAAUGUAA